Molecule: messenger RNA, 840 nt
Organism: Capronia epimyces CBS 606.96
Lineage: Eukaryota; Fungi; Ascomycota; Eurotiomycetes; Chaetothyriales; Herpotrichiellaceae
Product: 2,3-bisphosphoglycerate-dependent phosphoglycerate mutase
Exons: 2
Coding region: 1-840 (279 amino acids)
Biological process (GO): ribose phosphate biosynthetic process
Molecular function (GO): sedoheptulose-bisphosphatase activity
Source: RefSeq, a predicted model, not a curated record
AUGACCACACCGCGCUGCUUCAUCGUCCGCCACGGCGAAACCGAGUGGUCCCUGUCCGGCAAGCAUACGGGCAGCACCGAUAUCCCACUGACCAAGAACGGCGAGAAGCGUGUGCGCGCCACGGGCAGGGCUUUGAUAGGAGACGACCGCUUGAUCGUGCCUAGGCAGUUGGUGCAUAUCUACGUCUCACCGCGUCGUCGUGCGCAGCGAACCCUUGAGCUUCUCAAUUUGGGAUGCCACGACCCGUAUCCGUGGCAAACCACCGGCACCGGCACCGGCAAGCAUGAUGACCAGUCUCCAACCCACGGCCAUAUUGAGUCCAGCCCGCCACGACACCGGACGGACGCGCGCGUCACCGUCGACGACCGCAUCGCCGAAUGGGACUACGGGGACUACGAAGGCGUGACGAGCGCCGAGAUCCGCGACCGGCGCCAACGCCAGAACCUGCCGCCGUGGGAUAUCUGGCGCGACGGCUGUCCCGGCGGCGAAUCGCCCCAAGACAUCAUCCGCCGCGUCGACAGUCUGAUCGCCGACAUUCGCGACCGCUACCACGUCCCCGUCAUCGGGAAGCCCAAGGACCCGGCCGUCUCCGGCGACGUCAUGGUCGUCGGCCACGGUCAUAUCCUGCGCGCCUUUGCUAUACGUUGGGUCGGCAAGCCGUUGACCGAAACCGCCUUGAUCAUGGAGGCCGGCGGCGUCGGCACCCUGAGCUACGAGCAUCAUAAUAUUCACGAGCCUGCCAUUCUGCUGGGCGGCGGUUUUGUCGUUGGCGAGGACGAGGAUGAUGAGAAGGACGAGAUUGAGACUCGUGUUCGGGACACUCGGGACGCUAAGAACUAG